CAUAUCGCCUGCCAUGCGUGGUGAAGUCUUUCGACAGCUGCGGGAGCUGGUGGAAGUGGCAGAGGACAAUGGGCAGCUCUUCUGGGCGCUGAACGUCUCAGCGGUGUUGAAUGGCUCCACGAAGAGUUUGGCCACCAUGGGGGAGGAGGCUUUGCGGCGUCAACUGGAGCAGCGGCUGCCACCCCAUGGGCCUAGCAGUUGGGCUGAGGCUCUGGCCUAUGAAGUGACGCGAGCCGAGCCCUUAGCGUUCCUCUUCGACGUCCUGGGCCUGGACUGCCGGCUGCGUCACCACCGCCGCGCCCUGACGGUUGCCGAGAAGGCGGAGGUGCUGCGCAGCAUGGCCGGGGAGCUGCAGCGAGGCAUCAGCGAGGCGAAGGCGCCCUGGUGUGGCGCCUUGUUGCGAGAGAUGACCUGCUGCUUGUUGGAGAUGUACCAUGAAAGCCUGCGUGGCCGUGAUGAGACCCCCGGCCGGGGCUCCGCGCUAAAUGCGCCGCGGCCCUUGCAGACGGAUGCCAAACUUGGUGCCCUGCUGCGGAGCGGUUCCUGGCGAGAGAUCUUGGAACGCCUGGUGUUUCUGCACGAGCAAGAGCAUGGCCUGGGAGAUCAGAUCACCCUGACCUUGGCCGCCUCAUUGCCGCGGCUGAACUUGAUGCGUCUGCUGGUCUUCGUGCGCGUGCUGCAAGACAUCUGCUCUGGUGAACCUGGCAGCCCCAGCGUACGUCUGCCAACACAGGAGUUGCAUCCCCAACAGCGUGCCUCCCUAGCCUCAGCCGUGGUGCGGGCGGUGUUGGCAUCGGAUCUGAGUACGAUGCCCUUUGAGAUGGAGGAGCAAGUUGAGGAUGUGAGGCUGUCCCCGUUCCUCUCCGACUUCGAACGCAACGGUCUGUUGGAGCUCAUGGCCGCUACCCCUCGGGCUCCACCCACGCGCUCCAUUGCCCCCGCCCGCACAGUGGUGAGGGCCAGCAGUGUGCCGGAGAUCACCAGAGCCACAGUGGAAAUGCCCAAUGGCUCCGGCAGCUACAUCACAGGCCGCCCCACGGGGCGCGGCGCAGAGCUGCGUGCGCUGCGGCGCCCCGCGCCGCGGAUGGCGGAGCCCCAGCCGCAGUCGCGGCCCCGGCGGCCGAGGCACAACGAUUCCUAUGGCUUUGGAUAUCUACCGGGACAUCCCAUGGAGGACUUUGAGCCAGAACCAGCCGCCCUUGGCUCAAUGGGCGGCCCUUGGCGCCCACCGUCCUUGCCACCAUCUCCAAGGGAGGCACAUAGAUGUUGGAACUGCCAGAACUUCUUCUUGCCCGACUCCAUGUACUGUCGUUUCUGCGGGCUGCACCGGGCGGAUCCCCCAAGCCCCUCGCUGCAGCGUGCCGCCACGGCCUUCCAGCGCCUCGCGGAAGCGGCGGCGCGAGAGCCGCGGGAGUCGCGGGAGGUGCCGUCGCGGUCCGCGUCGCCGCGGCGGGUGCCCAGCUGGGGCAUUUGAGGUCCUGGCAACGCCACCGCCAUACUGGCGGUCUGACACCUUGGCUAUCGUCAUCCUGAAGGAAUGAUCCGUCUGAAAACUCGGAAUCCUGAUAAUCC
This is a messenger RNA of Cladocopium goreaui, 1572 nucleotides long. The record is from the annotation of a GenBank genome assembly. Lineage: Eukaryota; Dinophyceae; Suessiales; Symbiodiniaceae.